ACAAUUCAUGUUGCUAACAAAUUGGGUCAGCUUCCACCCUGCACACGUUUUGUGCCACUUGGUUCCAUCGCUUGAGUGGUCCCUUUCGAGGAUUGCAAUUUUGCAACUUGGCCGUUUUGUCAACUUGGCAGUUUUGUCACCGCGCAGUUUGUCAAUUUGGCAGCUCUGUCACAUUUGUCACCUUUGUUCGUGCCGCUAAGCAUGCACGCUCCUUUCCGCGCGCAGUGUUUGUCUCGCGGAGGCCUCCCUGCCAAAUCCGCGCGCUCGCGUGGGGAAGGAAGGUUCCCUUGAGGGUAGCUGACAGCCCCCCCGCACUCCCUCCUCGCUAAGAGUAAGCGACUACGCGUGUCCGGAGAGGCAGACGUGUGGUCCACAGAAGAGCGCAGCUGCGUGGCGACAGUAGCGCAGCCGCAAAAACGUAGCCGCUUAGCUGCUAACCCGCUUACCCGCAAACCCGCCUGGCCGCCUUGCCGAACUUUCCCACGUGUGCAGCGCAGGGAAACAUGGCGGGAGGAAGCCCCCCCCCAAAAAAAAAAAAAUUAAAAGCAAGCGAGGCCGCCCAGUGCAAAGGCAGUGGGGAAAAGGAGGCCCACCCGAUGGAGACAAAUUUUCUCGCAACGAAAAAUAAGAAAAAGGGAAAAUUGGAAAAUUACACUUGCGGAAAGGUCUGGCUGUACAAAAAAAUAAACAGCUUAUACGCAAAUUUAAACAUUUUUAAGAUGAGCAUCCAAAGGGGUGACCAUCGAGAGGAGAAGGGGGAGCAUCCGAUAAUCACCAUGAUGAGGAAGAAGAGAGGCGAAGCGCAACGAUACACACAAGAACAAAAAAUUAUUAAAACGAAAAAAAGAACAUUCGCAGACAUUUCGAAUGAAAACAAUGCAGAGGCAGAAAGGACGGCAGGAAAGAGCCAUCCUAGCACCUUCCAACAUUUGGAAAUAUUAACAUCGUUACUCCUUAUUUACCAAUUUUACACGACGGAUGAUGGUAGUGGGGAGAUGGGGUUCCCCCCCGUGGGGAGCACACAUGAUGCCGCUCCGUACAACGUCGCUCUACAAGGGAAGGGAGAAAAAAGUGGCACAGAAAAUGGAGGCAUUAAAAAUUACACAUUUCAGGAGAGCGAAAAAUAUAACAAAAGUUUAAGUGAAAUCUUCUCCUCCAUCGUAAAUGACAAGUGCGGAUUCUUUUUUAUGUUCAACACCGUUUUCUUUACGAACUUAAAAAAUUUUUACUAUUUCGUAGACGUUAUGAACGUCUUAAAUUAUUUGGGGCACGGCAAGAGCAUCACUAAGAGUACCACCAAUAGCAUCACCAAUAGCAUCAGCAAGAGGGGUGGCCACACCGAGAGGGACGUUUUGAUAUACGAGCAGAUUGCCUUGUUCGUGGAAAACUCCUACAGCUGCUUCGGAGAGGAUGCAGAUAAUGGCGGCAACGUGUGUACCUUCGGGCAGGGGUGUCCAGGCGGGAAUAUCACAAAGCCAACGAGGGAAAAUAAAACCAAAUCGGCUAAGCUGGAAAAGAUAAAAAAUAAAUUAAAGGCUCUCAAGAGGGAGAAGUCCCACGAAGAGCUGCUCUUCCUCUCCAUGAACGAAUGCAAUAAGAAGAUAUUCCACCAGUUUAGUAAAAUCCCGGAUUUGUUUUUGGACAUUUCUGGGAUGAGUGAGUACAGCAGGAGUGACCCCUCCAGGGGGAAACACUCCCCAAGUGACUAUGCUCCGAGCGAGGUCACUCUCGCGCAGAGCAAGAGCAGCACCGAAUUGAGCAAACUCACCCUGGGGAGGAAAAACACCCUUUUGCCGCACAACCAAAGUGACUACGCUAAGUGCGGCACGUACGAAGAUUUAAGAAGCGGCAGUCUUCACCUUUUGAAAAACUCCCUUUCGAUAAAGUCCGCGGGGAAACCAUCUGGCGGGGGUCUCCACAAGAACAGGUUGAGCAGCCAGGCCAGUGGCGGCAAUGAACCGAAUGGGAGAAUGUCACCCCUGGGCGGCCAUCCCAAUCGGAAAAGCGCCCCACUUGAUGACCCAAAUGAACACCCGCAAAAGGGCUACAUAAAGAAUUUUUUCGCCAACUUGUUUAAAAAUGGACAGGCAGACGAGCAUCCGAAGGGAGCUGCACUUCCUGCUGGCGGCGAAGGGGACAGCCCUCCUGAGGGGACAAACGCAAACGGCGCAGAGCAUCACAGCGAAGGGACUACCCCAGAAAAUGAUCACCUCCAAAUUAGCAAAGCAGAAAAGGGUAGCACUCCUCACGUAGGAAGCAACACAAGGGGUGGGCGGGAAAACCUCCCAGAGGGGGAUGAAGCCAAAAGUGAAGAAGCCGAAAGUGGCGAAUCCAGAUGUGGCGAAUCGGGAUGUAACGAAGGAGAAGCACAACAAUCGGAUGGCAGCCAAUUAGAAGGGGGGAGCUUCACAGUUAGGGAGCCAAGUAAUGUGGCGCCUCCGAGCGAGCAGUCUGCAGAACAAAGCGGGGAAAGCUCUUCUCUGUCGCAGGAGUCUGCAGAAGAGGAGCAGAUGGAGAGCGAGGCGGAGAAUGGUGUAGCGGCCGAAGUGGAAGGAGCCGACGUGGAAGGAAACGAAGUGGAAAAAACCGAUGGGGGCAAAAUUGAUGAGGGCAAAACUGAGCAGGACCCAACGGCCAACCCUAACAUGGCGGACGAAAGGGACAUUCAACAGAAGGACGCGAAGGAGAGUUGCCACCCCCAAUGUGACAGUGAAAACGGCGGAGAAGCAACGGAGAUGUCCCCACAAGAAAUUUUAUCACCCCCCCCGCAGGUAGAAAUGAGCCAAGUGAACAAAACGGAGAAUCACGACGGUGAAGAAGUGGCCGCGGCACUUGGGGGCGACUCGCAUGAGCAGGACCCACUCGAAUGUAACCAAAGGGAGGAAAAUACAAUUAAGGAGAAGCUUAAGGAUGAGGGGAAAAGCGACCCCGAAAUGUUUAAAGAGAGCGGAAAAGAAACGCUUUCACAAAGUCUGGAGCAGGGAGAUGGUCUCCCUAAAUGUAGAAAUGAGAAUGAGAACAAAUUAGCGGACUAUGCAGAGAGUGGAGAUUCCCCAGGACAGGUGCAAAAUGGGGGAAGUGCAACGGAAGGGGGGCAGUCGGGGAGUAGUAACCCCCAUGGGGAGGCAGAGGUCAGCGCGCAGAGCGGAGCUGCAAUGGUUACCAUAGGAGGAGAGGCAAAAGACGCUGCUAUUGUAGCAGGGCAGGGAGAACAGGAGGCGGGCCCUCCAGAUGAGCUCGGCGAAUGUAAGAGCGGGCAUGAUGGUAAGGAAAAGGCCAGCGAUGGUGAGUCUGCCAAGGGGGAGGCAGCUUCGAUCGAGGGAGAAGCAGCUUCAAACGGGGGAGAAGCAGCUUCAAAUGGGGAAGUCUCAUCCAAGGAGGACCAAACGGAGGAACACGGCUCCCCGGAGCCCCCCCAAAAAAAACAGCGCACAGAGGAGGCACCAAAUGCGGACAGUGCGAACGCCCCAGAGGGUGAUCACUCCGCUUCGAGUGACGAAGAGGGUGACGAAGCGGGUGAUGAAGAGGUGGACGAAGAGGUUGAGCAGACGGAUGACGAAGCGGAUGACGAAGCGGAUAACCAAACGGAUGACCAAUCGGACGACCAAUCGGACGACCAAUCGGACGACGAUCAAAUCGUUCAGCUGCUCCAAUCGAACAGAGGCAACGCGGACAAGGGCUGGUACGCGGAGUACCUGAAGAACCUGCUGCAGUGCGACCAGAAAUGCACCCUGGAAAAUCACGCGGAGGAGAAAGACCUGUUCCUCAGGAAGGUUAAAAAAUUGAGCAACCUGGUAAAGUACAAAAAGUUUAAAGAAAAAUACACCCAGGAGUGGGAAGCAAAAAUGGAGCUAUUCAAAUGUAGCAAGUUGAGGAGGGCAUAUAAAAUUUUCCUGGUGAUCUUAUUCUCCAUCGUAAAAGAAAUUAAAGAAUUGAAAAGGGAGCUGAAAGAUAUGAGUCAAUUUGUUUUUAUCAAUUCGGGGAUAGAAAAGUAUCUAAACGAAAAUAACAUCUCGACGGUGGGAAGAAGUAUGGGGAGCGGUGCAGGCGCGAGCCGCUUCGACGAUUACCACCUGGGGGGAGGCGGCGGAAGGGGAAGUGGCAGCGGUAAUAGCGAUAACGUGAUAAACAGCUUCUUCCUGAGGAGGGCGUUCCCAAGUGAAGACCCCGAGAAGGACGGGGGGGGGGAAAAAAAAAAAAAAAAAAAAAAAUACAUCUCCUAUGUCCCUCUGCAAAACUAUCACAUCCUAUUCCAAUCGCUAAAGGAAAUAUUCAGUGAGCAAAAUGCGAAAGACAAGUUGGCAAACAUUUCAUACUACAUCGAGCUGGAAAAAUAUAUUCCCCACUACUGCAGCUUAUUUUUUGGCCAAUUUAAAAUUAAGAGGCAAUUCCUAUCGCACAUUCAGAGUUUGUAUAACAACGCAGUGCCGAGUGUACCCUGCGUAAACAUGUUCAUCUCCUGCUUAAAUUAUAACUACUCCAAUGUGCUUAAAAAGAAAUCCGUUUUUCUCUGCGAAGUGAAUAAUAGCUACUUGGCGAGACUCCCCUGCGUGUACUGUUGCGACGUUCAAAUUGUGAGGCAUGUAGAUUUUUUAAAAUUAAAAGAAACAUGCCAAAGGAUUAUUAAGCAGAAGAAAAUUCACCAACUCUUUGUCGAGCACCUUUCGUCCUCCUUACUAGACGAAUCGUAUUUUAUUGUUCCCUUUUUUACUUCCUAUGGGAAAUUUAUAAUCGUUAUAAAAAGCAACAGGAAUGGUAACCCGGAAGGUUCGCCCACGGAUGUUUUGCAAAAUAAGAAUUGCAUUACUUAUGAUAUCCUUAUUAACAGUUUUGUCUUUCCCAAUGGAAGUAGCUUCCAAGCCAUUGUUCACCUGUCUCAUGUCUUCAUAAACACCCUGCGAGAUUUUUUCAAGACGAGGAAUUCCGAUGAGAACAUCCCCGAGAUUGCCUUCCUCGGCUUGCCCCACGUGGACAAGCAGCGGCUCCUGCACCACGAGAUUGAGUCCGCGGCCAACCGCGCGGACAUCAUCGUUAGUGUGCUCUUCCUGCUCGAGUCCUUCUUCAACAACACGAAAAAGAUGAAGGCCCCCGCGGAGUUCAACCAGGGACUGCGCUUCCUCUACAUCAUCAGGCUGCUCGAAUUUUUCCACCAAAAGGGGAAUCCGUGA
Messenger RNA from Plasmodium vivax (malaria parasite P. vivax), 5168 nucleotides. RefSeq lists its product as hypothetical. NCBI's taxonomy places the organism in Eukaryota, Apicomplexa, Aconoidasida, Haemosporida, Plasmodiidae. The record is from RefSeq and is a predicted model, not a curated record. The transcript is spliced from 2 exons. The coding region runs from base 504 to 5168 and encodes 1554 amino acids.